This is a messenger RNA of Helobdella robusta, 399 nucleotides long. RefSeq lists its product as hypothetical. The record is from RefSeq and is a predicted model, not a curated record. NCBI's taxonomy places the organism in Eukaryota, Metazoa, Annelida, Clitellata, Rhynchobdellida, Glossiphoniidae. The transcript is spliced from 4 exons. The coding region runs from base 1 to 399 and encodes 132 amino acids.
AUGACUAACCCCGAGUGUUCCUCCAGCGUUGGAUCAUUGGUGUUCAUGUUGUCUGGCUCGCAAUACAACAGAUUAUUUCUGCAUAUUCGUCAGCAGGCAGGAUCCGGAGCCAUCAACAUUCAACACACGACGAAACAAUACAACAUCCACGCUUCCAUGCCACUGACUAAAAUUGUCGUGUCAUCUGCAUACGAUAUAAAAUUCAACAUUUUAGACGAAGCAGUCAUGUCAUUAAUGAACAAAUUAAAAAAUAAGGGUCCUAGGAUUGGUCCUUGCGGCAUGCCAUUUGUGGCUGAUGACAGUCGAAGAGUCGAUACUUUGCGCAACCGAUUCUUUGACAGAAAUCUAAAAACUAAAACUGCCAAUUCAGUUGAGCUAUUUUUUCGAAAAUCAGACUGA